Messenger RNA from Vicia faba (fava bean), 705 nucleotides. The record is from the annotation of a GenBank genome assembly. NCBI's taxonomy places the organism in Eukaryota, Viridiplantae, Streptophyta, Magnoliopsida, Fabales, Fabaceae.
AUGGAAGAGUCCCAACCACCACCACCACCACCACCACCACAAUCUCCAGUUUCUCCGAUGACAAUCGACGGUGCCGACAACGACAUAAUAUUCGCUAACUCGGCCGUGUUAUCUAGGCGCGAGGUUCUGACUCGCCGACUCCGCCGAGUCAAGCAACUCACUCGCUUUUACCGGCGUCACUACUGGGCUCUAAUGGAUGAGGUUAAAGCUAAGUACAGAGACUAUUACUGGAUUUAUGGGAAGAGUCCUUUCAAAGAAGAUGAAGAAAACCCAAACGGUGUCGUUUUGGGCGAAACGGCAAAUGAAAAUGGUUCUGCUGUUGGUGAUGAUUUCGUUCGUUGCGCUUAUAGUGGAUGCAAGACUAAGGCUAUGGCUCUUACUAGGUUUUGUCAUGCGCAUAUUUUGUCUGAUUCGAAGCAGAAGCUUUACCGGGGAUGCACCGCCGUGGCUAAAAACUUGCCAACAGGGCCAUCCUAUUGCAAUAAGCCAGUGUUGAGGUCCAUGGUUCCUUGUGCAUGCCCUGCUCAUUACCAAUUAGGUGAAAAGUGCUUGCUUCGUGCAGUAAAAAGGGCAGGUUAUAAUAUCUCAGUUAAUGGUAAGCCUAGUCCAAAUUUCCAUGAAUUAGUUCCUGAGUUUGUCCGCCAAAUUCAAAAUAGACGAAGAGCUGCUCGUAGGGCAAUGCUACCUAAGCCUGAGACUGAAUAA